This is a messenger RNA of Myripristis murdjan (pinecone soldierfish), 1700 nucleotides long. It is a transcript of the gene ruvbl2, whose product is annotated as RuvB-like AAA ATPase 2. Lineage: Eukaryota; Metazoa; Chordata; Actinopteri; Holocentriformes; Holocentridae. The transcript is spliced from 14 exons. Gene Ontology annotation, molecular function: ATP binding; ATP hydrolysis activity; ATP-dependent activity, acting on DNA. The coding region runs from base 85 to 1476 and encodes 463 amino acids. The record is from RefSeq and is a predicted model, not a curated record.
GCCUCGUAGACAAAGAGGGAGCUGUUUCUCUUCGGACACAUUUAUCGUACGCACCCCUGAAAGAGGCGCCGCGUUUUCACGAGUAUGGCAGGACAGAUGGCGACAACAAAGGUGCCGGAGGUUCGUGACAUCACGCGGAUCGAGAGGAUCGGUGCACACUCUCACAUUCGUGGCCUUGGGUUGGAUGAUGCCUUGGAGCCGAGACAGGUGUCCCAGGGGAUGGUUGGCCAGCUGGCCUCCCGUCGGGCAGCGGGGGUCAUCCUGGAGAUGAUCAAAGACGGCCACAUUGCCGGCAGGGCUGUGUUGAUCGCUGGCCAACCUGGCACAGGAAAGACCGCCAUCGCUAUGGGUAUUGCCCAGUCUCUUGGCCCUGAUACGCCCUUCACAGCGCUGGCCGGCAGCGAGAUCUUCUCCCUGGAGAUGAGCAAGACCGAGGCACUCAGCCAAGCUUUUAGAAAAGCCAUUGGAGUGCGGAUCAAAGAGGAGACGGAGAUUAUUGAAGGAGAGGUUGUGGAGAUCCAGAUUGAUAGGCCGGCCACUGGAACAGGUGCUAAGGUGGGAAAGUUGACUCUGAAGACCACUGAGAUGGAGACGAUCUAUGAUUUGGGCAACAAGAUGAUUGAGAGUCUCAGUAAAGAGAAGGUUCAGGCAGGAGAUGUCAUUACCAUCGACAAAGCCACUGGAAAGAUCAGCAAGCUGGGCCGUUCCUUCACCAGAGCCAGAGACUAUGAUGCCAUGGGAGCUCAGACGCAGUUUGUACAAUGUCCAGAGGGGGAGCUGCAGAAGAGGAAAGAGGUGGUCCAUACAGUGUCCCUCCAUGAGAUUGAUGUCAUCAACAGCCGCACGCAGGGCUUCCUGGCGCUCUUCUCUGGAGACACUGGAGAGAUCAAGUCUGAAGUUCGAGAACAGAUCAACGCUAAAGUGUCUGAGUGGAGGGAGGAGGGCAAGGCUGAGAUCAUACCAGGGGUGUUAUUUAUUGACGAGGUCCAUAUGCUGGACAUGGAGUGCUUCUCCUUCCUAAACCGCGCCCUGGAGAGCGAUUUGUCCCCGGUUCUCAUCAUGGCCACCAACAGAGGCAUCACUCGUAUCCGUGGUACAAACUACCAAAGCCCCCACGGCAUCCCGAUAGACCUGCUGGACCGCUUGCUCAUCAUCGCCACCUCACCGUACACUGAGAAAGAGACGAGACAGAUCCUCAAGAUCCGGUGUGAGGAGGAGGAUGUGGAGCUAAGUGAGGAAGCUCACACAGUCCUGACGCGUAUUGGCCUGGAGACAUCGCUGCGCUACGCCAUCCAGCUGAUCAGCACCGCUGGCCUGGUGUGUCGCAAACGGAGGGGCACAGAAGUGCAGGUGGAGGACAUUAAACGAGUUUACUCUCUGUUCCUGGACGAGUCCAGAUCCUCUCAGUACAUGAAGGAGUAUCAGGAUUCCUUCCUCUUCAACGAAGCACAAACAACUCAAAUGGACACCUCAUAAUGAAGACAACUGUGAAGUUUUUAUUUUGUCACCGGUUCUUUGGGGUUAGAGUCGGUUCAGAAGUGAGUUUGACUAAUAUUUGAAUUCAGCUCAAAUUACCACCAUGUUUUUCUGCACCGAGGCCUUGUGGCAGGAACAUCCAUUCCUUUCUUGUUUUGUUGACUUAUCGUUACAUGUGAUUUAUUUUUAUGGAGUUUAUUAAAAAAAACAAAAACUUGUCAGCA